AUGAAAUACGUAGUUCUGGCCCUUGCCCUCAUUGGCGCUGUUUCCGCUGGCUAUAUCGCCCCGGCAGCAUACACCGCCUAUUCGACUUCAGUUGUAGGUGCUCCUGUUGUGGGCGCUCCAGUUGUAGGUGCUCCACUUGCUUACUCUGCUCCAGGAUUCGCUGCUGCCCCAGUUCUCAGAUCAGCUGUCUACACUGCUCCAGCCAUUGCCGGUGCCCCAUUGGCCUAUUCUGCCCCAGUUGCUAGCUACGCUGCUCCUGUUGUUGAUGUUUGGAAGAAGAAGGCAGCCGCUUAG
This is a messenger RNA of Hermetia illucens (black soldier fly), 294 nucleotides long. RefSeq names its product cuticle protein 16.5-like. The record is from RefSeq and is a predicted model, not a curated record. The transcript has a single exon. NCBI's taxonomy places the organism in Eukaryota, Metazoa, Arthropoda, Insecta, Diptera, Stratiomyidae. Bases 1 to 294 code for a protein of 97 amino acids.